AUGGAGUUUUUAUGUUGGUUGUAUUUGAUUAUAACCCUGAAUGUUGUUAGAGGCUUGAAUUUUGAAGAGAAUCUUCCUGAAGAUUUCGAAAACAAGGAUCUUAGCAAGGCCAUUUUGGAGAUGCUUCACAUCAAUAAGCUGUCGGUCCCUCAACAAGCGAAGCCACAUCCGUAUAUGAAGCAAAUUUACCAUCGACUGAGCACACAGGAGUCGAGGCAGAGAAGCGAUUCAGAUGGGACUUUGGUGCAGAGUUUCCGUAGUGUACGAGGCCCACAAUAUAGUAAACCUGGAUGGAUCUGGUUCAACAUGUCAUACUUACGGCCCUCGAUGACUGUCGCUGAGCUGAUCUUACUGAGAAAAACCCUACACCCUGAACCGCUCACAGUAACAGUGGCUGUACACAGUCUCUCAUUUGGAACAGGGAACUUGAGCAUAAGUGGCCCCCUCACGGAGCACCUGCUCACCCUGGACCAGCUUCCUCCGUCAGGCUAUGAUGUGUUCAAUGUGACAGCAUCUCUACCUCGUCGCAUCCAUGGACCACACAUUUUGGGCUUCCAGCUGCGCUUCAGGGAUGAAAGUGGCAGCCUGGUGCUCCAUGAGGCCCUAACGCAGAGCUUGUACUGCCUGAAUACAAGCUCCCUCAGUCAGCCUCUGCUGGUGACCUACAAGGUGAAACCAACAGAGCGACAGAACUUGGAGCGCAAGCAGAGGCAGUACUGCAGAGAAAGCACUCAUCAGAUAAAACAGCAUUUACAACUGAGACAGCAAAGAAGCACAAAUGACACAGCCUGCAAACUUUAUGAAUAUCUCGUUGACAUAGAUAAGACUGAACUGGGUCAAUGGAUACUGCAGCCAACAACAUUUAACAUCAGCUUCUGCAGAGGUUUGUGCAUGAAGGAAGAGGCAAAUCAUUCUCCGGCUGAUCUGAAACCAAAGGAUAAGCACUUGGAAAAUGACAAAAGUCCGCACUGCACCUCGCAGGAGACGUCUCCUCUCACAGUGAUGUAUCGGAGUGCCACCAAUGACAUCAUCAUAAAGCAGUUAAGAGAUAUCAGGGCACAGAGAUGUGUUUGCUCACCCAAUAGUAGAUCAAGUAUUAAUGGAUGA
Neoarius graeffei (lesser salmon catfish) is the source of this 1107-nucleotide messenger RNA. RefSeq names its product bone morphogenetic protein 2. Gene Ontology annotation, biological process: SMAD protein signal transduction; BMP signaling pathway. Lineage: Eukaryota; Metazoa; Chordata; Actinopteri; Siluriformes; Ariidae. Gene Ontology annotation, cellular component: extracellular region. The transcript is spliced from 4 exons. The record is from RefSeq and is a predicted model, not a curated record. Bases 1 to 1107 code for a protein of 368 amino acids. Gene Ontology annotation, molecular function: growth factor activity; cytokine activity.